GAUUACCUAAGGCCACAGAAUGAGACUCACGUUUUUGUGGUUCUGUUUCUUUGGAUUGGGAGCGCUCGCUAAGAGGUUACCCACUCCGGAAAGCCUUGAUUUUCGCUGGCAAAUUACCGAGGAUGAAAAUGGACACAAGCACCUGGUGGAUGGCGAAUUAUUCAGCAGUCCGGAGAUGCUGUUCAAUCCAGAAAAGGAUAUUCGAUUUUUGCUGUACACCCGUUCCACGGCUGAUAGCCCGCAAAGGAUUGCUAACAAUGACUAUGAUUCGGUGAUGAGCUCUCAAUUUAAUCCAAACAACCCAACGAGAAUCGUAAUUCACGGUUGGGGUGGCAGUCAAAAUUCGUUGAUAAAUCUCAACAUUCGCAAUGAGUUGUUCAACCAGGGCCAGUUUAACUUCAUCUUUGUUGACUGGGGAGCGGGCAAUGAUCCGUUCUAUCCUAACUCGCGACGAUUGGUGUACCCGGUGGGAAUUGCUACGUCCAAUUUAAUUGAUUAUCUGGUAAAAGUUGCCGAUUUAGAUAGAGCAGAUGUGGUUGUGAUCGGACAUAGCUUGGGAGCACAUGCUGCUGGUAACGUUGGAAAGGGGCAGUUAGGUCGGUUACCGACUAUAAUUGGAUUGGAUCCUGCGUUACCAUUUUUCGCGGGGGAUGUAAUCGAUCGGAUUAAGAAAACGGAUGCCGAGCACGUGGAAAUUAUACAUACUAAUGGGGGAGUAGCAGGAUUCCUGGAUCCGAUUGGGGACGCAGAUUUUUAUCCCAAUUGGGGACGAAUUCAACCGGGAUGUGGUCCAGACGUCGGCGGAGGUUGUGCUCAUCAACGUGCAGUAGAUUAUUAUGUUGAGUCGAUUGCUUCGAGUGUCGGGUUCAACGCUGUGCAGUGUUCUAGUUUCCAGGAUAUCAGGCGGGGAAUUUGUUCAGCAACUGGAGAAACUGCCAGGAUGGGCGGAGAACCACCGAAUAGAGGUACAGCGGUGCGUGGGGUUUAUCAUCUGUCUACCGCCGGGGAAAGACCCUUCGCAAUGCUAAAUUAGUAUACAACAACCAAACCCUUCUGAAAUAAAAAAGCUAGCCAACUAUUGACUGUAUAUUGACUUGCAAAAUACAAAGAAAUAAACUAUUUAGAUAACAAAUUAAA
Messenger RNA from Wyeomyia smithii (pitcher-plant mosquito), 1137 nucleotides. Its product is annotated as pancreatic lipase-related protein 2-like. Gene Ontology annotation, biological process: lipid metabolic process. Gene Ontology annotation, molecular function: lipase activity. The record is from RefSeq and is a predicted model, not a curated record. The transcript has 2 exons. NCBI's taxonomy places the organism in Eukaryota, Metazoa, Arthropoda, Insecta, Diptera, Culicidae. The coding region runs from base 20 to 1033 and encodes 337 amino acids.